CUUCCAACGCCGUUAAAAAAAUCAACGAAGGAGAAGAGGCCUCGUCAACAUCCAUGCACCAAAGCCACAAUUUGUGUGAAAACAUAGGGUGAAAACAUGGCUUCCCCUGUCGGCUGUGAGCAUUAUGUGCGCAGCUGCCUAUUAAAAGCUCCGUGCUGUGGUAAACUGUACGUGUGCCGGCUGUGCCACGAUGCGGAGGAGAACCACGAGAUGGAUCGCUUCAAAGUCAGAGAGGUGCAGUGCUCUGAGUGUCAGACCGUGCAGGAGGCGCAGCAGACGUGCCAGCAGUGUGACUUGAACUUCGGGGAAUAUUACUGUGACAUCUGCCACCUGUUCGACAAGAACAAGAAGCAGUACCACUGUCAGCCCUGUGGGAUAUGCCGGAUCGGACCCAGGGAGAAGUAUUUCCACUGUGAGAAAUGCAAUCUGUGUUUAGCUCAGGACCUGCGGGGAAACCACAAGUGUGUGGAAAAUGUCUCCAGGCAGAACUGCCCCGUGUGUAUGGAGGAUAUUCACACGUCCAGAAUUGGAGCUCACGUUCUUCCGUGCGGCCAUCUUCUACACAAAACCUGCUUCGAUGACAUGGUCAGAACAGGAGCGUACCGCUGCCCCCUCUGUAUGCACUCUGCCUGCAGCAUGGAGUAUCACUGGAAGCAGAUCGAUAAGGAGAUCUCUCUCUCCCCGAUGCCCACAGAGUACCAGGGCGCUACUGUCAAAAUCUUAUGUAACGACUGCCAGACUCACUGCACGGUGCCUUUCCACGUGUUGGGGAUGAAGUGCACCGGCUGCGGAUCCUACAACACGGCGCAGGACGGGGGGCUCAUCCAGCAGCAGCAGGGGGGGGAACAGCAGCAGCAGCAGGGGGAGGAACAGGAAGAGGAGGAACAGCAGCAAGAGGAGGAAGAGGAAGAACAGCAGCAAGAAGAGGAGGAAGAGCAGGAGGACAUUGAGACAGACACAGAGCCGGAGCAGCCUCCCACUCCUCAUUAACACUGAAUCACACUGAAAGACAUUUAUACUUUAAACUGAACUCAAAGAUUGUAAAAACAUUUUUUUUCUGAACCCGCAGAGCGAGAACAUAUCCCAGCAUGCACUUGGGGAGAUGAAGGGUAUCAAGACCAGCGUUGCCAGUCAAAUAUUAAGAGGAAGACUAUUUGCAGAAUUACAUCAAGGCAGGUCGUUUUUACUUUAAUGGCAAGUACACUACUUCAAAUGAACACAAGUCCUUUGUGAGUGACACAAAUAAUAGCUUUAGGCCUAAAUUAGAUUCAAUUCAAUAUUUGUCAGCAAACUGACAUACAGGGCUUUCUGGCAUGCCGCUGUCAACAUGAAAUGUAAGCGCUGUUUUGAUUUAAAAACACUUCAAGUUUUGCUUAUAGGGAAUUCUGUUCACCAGAUGGGUUUAAAUGUGUCUGACUUCAACAGAUUAUUCCAUGUAAGGAGGGGAAACAUGACGAUAGGUUAAUUACUCGUGGUGUGUUCAGGGUCGGUGUAUUGUUUUCUGAUAAAGGGAUAUUUCUGAUGCUUGGAAGUUGGAUUGUGUGAGGUACUUAGCAUCAGUCAUCAGUGUAUUGACUAGAACAACACAAAGGAAUAUACUGCAGUGGACAAAGACACAAGUAGGACUUAUUUUAGCUGCAUGCAACAAUUCCAAAUCAGUGUAAUUGUACGUUAAAUUUAGAGUAUUUUAACAGCUGUGCCCAGCCCUCAGACACCUCGCUGUAAUCCAAGCGCUCAGACUUCAUAGAAAAGAACAGAAGUCUUACCUUCCAGAUUAAAAAGGAAUCACUGAUCGGGCGUUUCAAUGUGCUAACUCUCUAAAGCCAGCCGAGAAAAUGUCUUGUUGCUAUGGAGAUAUGUUCCGAGUCUUGCCUUUUUCCUUAAUGAAUCAUUAACUUGUAUUAAUUAAUACAAACACCCAAUAAAAUACAGAGUUUUACGAA
Gymnodraco acuticeps is the source of this 1943-nucleotide messenger RNA. RefSeq names its product ring finger and CHY zinc finger domain containing 1 (gene rchy1). Lineage: Eukaryota; Metazoa; Chordata; Actinopteri; Perciformes; Bathydraconidae. Gene Ontology annotation, molecular function: zinc ion binding; ubiquitin protein ligase activity. The record is from RefSeq and is a predicted model, not a curated record. Bases 97 to 990 code for a protein of 297 amino acids. Gene Ontology annotation, biological process: ubiquitin-dependent protein catabolic process; protein ubiquitination. The transcript is spliced from 9 exons. Gene Ontology annotation, cellular component: nucleus.